GUGACGUUGCAGAAGGCGUGUCCACAGUGCGCGUGGCUAUCAUGGUUGUCUCAGCGUUGGUCUGAGACAGCACUUAAAAGAGGAACAUUUACAAGAAAAAACUAUGGAGGCUUCAGUCACUGAAGGCCUGCAGUCCUGCCAGUGUGAAGUGGAAGCAGUUGACAAGCUGUCGACUGAGCAUGAGAAACCAGGCGAAUGUCGCGCAGAGAGCGCUACAGCUCCAGCUGAGCUGCAGGGCCAUGAAGUCGGACCUGAUGCAGGUGUCACAGGGCUGAUUACACAAGUGGAGGCAGGCGUGUCUGUGUCUGGGACUGUGGAGAAAGACUCUGUGGGCCAUGAGGUUGUUUCUGAGAUGUGUACAGCGGAGAUCAUUCCAAACCUGAAUGAGGCGAUGGAGACGUGCGUGUCUGAACAGGACAGAGAUCAGCACCCUGACACUUCCAGUGGGACUGUAGAGAAAGAUUCUCCAGGCCAUGAAGUCGUACCCGAGUCAGGACCAGCAGAGCUCACCCCAAAGCGCCACGAGGAGAUGGAGAUGAGUGUGUCUGAGCAGAACGGAGAUCAGCACCCUGCCACUGAGAAGACGACUGUAGAGGGAGAUACAGUGAGUCCUCUCCUUGGAGGAGGAGGAUCUCUGGCUCUGCUGAGCAUGCAGUAUAGAGAAGAGAGCUCAGAUGAACUCUCAGAGAGUGAAUCAGACUCAUCUUCGUCUACAUCUUCCUCAUCCUCGUCCUCCUCAUCUGACCACGUUAUCACGGUGAUAAAUGAACUUGAGCAGGAUGAAGAUGAAGACGGUGUUGCUCCCGGGAGAAAAACAGCACCAGUGAGAACUCAAGAUGAGCUGCUUAUUGAGGACCUUCCUGCAGUGGAAAAUCUGACCAUCAGCCUUCCUGAAGGCACCGACAUGGAGCCAGUUGGAAUCAUCUCAAGCAUCGUGGAUCAACUCGUUAUUAUUGAGUCUAAAAAGGACACUCCACCCCUGAACGACGACAGCAUCUUAUUCAACAAGGACAGGAUGUCUGUUGGCAGGGUGUUUGAAGUCUUUGGUCCGGUGUGCCAGCCGUAUUACAUCCUGAGAUUCAACUCUCAGGAGGAAAUAGAACAGAGGGAUCUCAAAAUAAGGGAGCCGGUUUACUUUGCCCCCAAAAUCAAAGACUUCACCGAGUACAUCUUUGUAGAACAGAUCAAGCAAACUAAAGGAUCUGACGCUUCUUGGAAAAACGACCAGGAGCCUCCACCAGAGGCCCUGGAUUUCAGUGACGAUGAGCAGGAGAGAAUGGCCAAGCAGAAACUGAAGAACCAGAGGAGACCACCGCAGCAGAAACAAGAAGAGUCAGACUCGGACAGUGAAUCCUCUGCCAGUAGACCUCCACCUCCCCCAAGGAGAAAACCCCGGCAGAACAGGAACUCGCCGCGCGGCCGGCCUGCGCAUCACGAGCAUCAUGGUGGCUUCCACGCCAACUAUCACGCCAAUCCUCACUUUCAACAGGACUUCAUGCACCACCCUCCUGACCCAUACAGACCUCCGUUCCGAGGUCGUGGGUACCCUCCCUUCCCCCGCGCCCCACCUCCUCACAUGGGCAUGGACCCCUGGCACCCCUGCCCUUACCCAGGACCCAUGUUCUACCCUCCACCACCUCCUCCACCCCCUCCAUCAAACUAACAGAACAGAACUCUCUCAGAGCUGGAGUGACUGAGAGCUGAUGUGGAAAUGAAGAGGUUUUUACUGAAACUUCAUUAAAAUGUCACUGUGGAUGUGGAUAGGAGAAAUUAAUGGAACAUUUAAGAUGUUUUUUUUUUUUUUUUUGUAAUUCUUUUGGGUGUGUUUCAGCAGUCUUACACAGUCUUCAGAAAUAACGGUACCAGUCUGUACUUUUCCUUGUCGCUAUGGCUGUAACCGAAUACUACUAUGUUAUUUGGAAUGAACAGAUAAUUUGUUGUAAAUGGAUACAGAAUAGGAGGCAUUUUUUUUGUUUUUCUUUUUUUCUUUUCUCCUUACAGGACAUCUGGUUCCGACUAGAGGUGUGUAUCGGGACUGGGAACCCACAGGAUGGAACAAACAAGAAAGUAUUAAAAUAGGGUUAGGACACACCCACGUUGGGAUUAAAUCUGAAUACAGAUACAGACUUUCAUCUUUUGUACCUUUAGUAUGUAUCUUUCACCUGGAAAUAUGAAUAUAGUGUACCUUUAAGAAUAAUUCAAGAUGCAUAAAUGGACCUUAUAAGGACCACUGAGGUAUCUUUAAAAGCUUUACUCUAAAAGCUGAUUAAAGGUACAACACAUGCACCUUCCCAGGUUAUUAAAAAAACAUGUUAAAGUACAAAAGAUGCACACUUGAUGAUAUCACUCCACCGACAAGGAAAGUACAGAUAAAUCAGACAAUCUCUGCAUUGGAAAAUUUGCAGUUUAUCCUUUUUAUUUUUUUUUUAAAUUAAAAUAAUGAGGCCUCAUUACAAGUAGUUUAUUUUUUACAUGUGUACACAGCAUCAAACUCUCUUUAAGAAGUACUCCAGUGUUUUACAAAUUAAUCUCUGCCACAAUAUGUAGUGUAUAUCUGAUUACCAUGGACAAGAACUGAGACAAUAAAAAACCUGAUAAAAUUUUACAAGGAAGUCUAAAAACAGUCGCUAAAUUCUGUCAGUAAACUUUUAAAAUGUACGGCUAUAUAACACAAAUGCAAAACUACACCAUUUACAGUACAGGAAAUAUUACAAAACAACAUAUUUACAGAAGUCAAUAUUUGGGGAGAAAAUCUUACCAAAGCUGUUGUCAUUUUGUUCAAUUUUAUUUAUGCAACACUGAAACUACACAGUAAAAAGUAAUUCUGGUUACCUAGAUAGUCCAUAAAGUUUAUUAUUUGUGUGCGUUCUUGCAGAAAAACACCAGAUAUGUUGGUAAAACAGCCACAAAUUUCUUAGAGGGAGAAUCAUAUGGAUUUGGAGCUUAAAUUUCACAAGGUUAUGUGUUGUACAUAAAUGUUUUUUGGCAGAAUUCAACCACUGCCCUUAGAUUUCCAUGAUAAUUGAGUUCGACUUGAACAGUUUUUUUUUUUUUUUUUUUUUUACCAUAGUAUGGGGAAAUUAGUAAUCCAUUGAAAUUACACAUGCUGCACCUGUGUUAGAGAAAGUUUAAUUAAUUUAAGGUCUUGUCUAAGAGUUUUUGGUUGUAUAACUGGCUCUAUUUCAAACACUUUUCAAGCAGUUUCAAGUGAUCUCACCUUCAUGCUUCUGCAGAAUACAUAUUUCUAGUGUGCUAGAAGCUAGAUUCUUUUGCAAUAUUUAAUUGUAAGUGUUGUCAGUACAUGGCUCUGAAACAGAAGCCUGAGGGCAUAUAAGAUUUUUAUUUAGGCUCAUGCUGAUAUCAUGGUAGUCAGUCAGUACUGUAAAACAUUUCAGCAGAAAUUGGCAACUUUCCAGCUCACUCAUCACUUUCUGCUUUGGUCUGCUCACUGAGAAAGAAAGAGAGUCCAAAUUCCACCUUCCUACUGCACUACAGUACAUCUGUGUAGUGUUUCUUCCAAGGAUAAGUCAGAGUGCCAUGAUGUUUAAUAUGGGCCUGAAGUAUCGGAUCCUCUACCGAGAGGUUGUCUGUAUUGGAAUGAUGGAUCUGGUAUCAGCUAACACUCACAGCUCUGAUCUCAUUUUUUCUAGUGUUGGUCAUUGUUGUUCCAGCUGUGAACAUAUAUCAGGGUCACAGGGACAUUUGAGUUUCCAUUAGAGUGGUCAUGUGCAGCUGGGUCUUGGCAGCAGAUUUACUCCUUCCCGUGGAAUUUGGGCCUUCUGAAUGGAAAGUGUGGGUCUUGUUUGUGACGAGAGCUGUUUGAAACAGGAAGGAGCUUAGUGCUGUUUAUCUCACGACAGCAUAUUGACUUUUUACUUGGGCUUCCUCAUAAACACCAUGAUGAAUGUGUGUGUAUGUUUGUGAAAGUAAUUUUAAAUGAGGUUAUUGUUUUGUUGCGAUAGCAACAAUGUACACAGGGACUUGUAUAUUGGUUGCUCCACAUAAAUACAUUUUAAAAAGUGUGCAAUUGUUGCUAUGGUGAAUUUUUCUGUAAGGAGUGGUCUAUUUAGCAUUUAUGGAAGGAGUCUCCAGUGUCAGCACUGGAGAGGUACACCUGUUCCUUUAGGUUUUCAGACACAGGAAGGUCUUCAGGAAGGUUACAACACGAAACCUUGAACAAGACCACUCCAAAUCCAUCCAUCCAGGGGAUCCUGGAGCAACCCAUCACAGACACAAUUGCACACACACACAUGCACACACACAAGAGCCAGUCAGCCGACAAUGCAUGUCAGGGGGAGGAAAUCAUCAGAUUUGAGACCUACUGGAAACCUGUGGUCUGAACUGAAGAGUCCACAUGCAUAAAACUAACAAUAUAAAAGAGCCUGAAAUGUUGUGCAUGGAGAAGUGGACCAAAAUCCCUCUAUAAUCAUCUCCAACCUUGUGUGACAUUACAGCAACAUGCUCAUUGCACUAAUCUCUCUAGGGCAAGAUUAAUAUUAAUUGCCAGUAUAUUUGAAAUGAGUUUUUUUUUUUUGAAACAAUGCAC
Pangasianodon hypophthalmus (striped catfish) is the source of this 4546-nucleotide messenger RNA. It is a transcript of the gene naf1, whose product is annotated as nuclear assembly factor 1 homolog (S. cerevisiae). Gene Ontology annotation, molecular function: RNA binding. Gene Ontology annotation, biological process: ribosome biogenesis; pseudouridine synthesis; box H/ACA snoRNP assembly. The coding region runs from base 104 to 1663 and encodes 519 amino acids. The record is from RefSeq and is a predicted model, not a curated record. Gene Ontology annotation, cellular component: sno(s)RNA-containing ribonucleoprotein complex. The transcript has 9 exons. Lineage: Eukaryota; Metazoa; Chordata; Actinopteri; Siluriformes; Pangasiidae.